UGUUAUCCCUAUGUGUCCAUCCCCGGCGUGUUAUCCUAUGUGUCCAUCCCCGGCGUGUUAUCCUAUGUGUCCAUCCCCAGCAUGUGUAUCCUAUGUGUCCAUCCCCAGCGUGUUAUCCAACGUGUCCAUCCCCGGCAUGUUAUCCUAUGUGUCCAUCCCCGGCAUGUUAUCCUAUGUGUCCAUCCCCGGCAUGUUAUCCUACGUGUCCAUCCCCGGCAUGUUAUCCUAUGUGUCCAUCCCCGGCGUGUUAUCCUAUGUGUCCAUCCCCGGCAUGUUAUCCUAUGUGUCCAUCCCCGGCAUGGGCGGACUGACAACUCAUGGGGCCCCAGGCAAU
Staurois parvus is the source of this 334-nucleotide messenger RNA. Lineage: Eukaryota; Metazoa; Chordata; Amphibia; Anura; Ranidae. The record is from the annotation of a GenBank genome assembly.